AGCUAGCGGCUCGCCGCGGGCGGUGGGACUUCCGUGUUGGCGGGAUUCUAAACGCGGCCAUGGCUCAGAACGUUCAGAACGUUACAUUGUCUCUCACGCUGCCCAUCACGUGCCACAUUUGCUUGGGGAAGGUCCGCCAUCCUGUCAUAUGCAUCAACAAUCAUGUGUUCUGUUCUAUUUGUAUCGAUGUAUGGUUGAAGAACAAUAGCCAGUGCCCAGCUUGCCGUGUCCCCAUCACCCCUGAAAAUCCCUGCAAGGAGAUCAUUGGUGGAACAAGUGAAAGUGAACCUAUGCUUAGCCACACUGUUAGAAAGCACCUCCGGAAAACUCGACUUGAGUUACUCCAUCGAGAAUACGAGGAUGAAAUAGAAUGCCUGCAGAAGGAAGUAGAAGAGCUUCGAGGGAAGAACCUCAGCCUAGAGUCACAGCUGAAGUCUGUUCUGGAUCCUUUGACCCUGGGCAACCAGAAUGAGGAAAGACGGCCAGCCUUAGAGGAAAGAAGUAAGCCUCCCCCUGAAACCGUGUCAGAGUGGAGAAAAAAGCUUCGAGCCGCUCAUGACAUCUAUGAAAAGGCGAAAGAUGAUGUGGACAAGCUCAAGGAGGCAAAUAAGAAACUGAAAUUGGAAAAUGGUGGCCUGAUGAGGGAGAAUUUGCGGUUGAAGGCUGAAGUUGAUAACAGAUCACCCCAAAAGUUUGGCAGAUUUACAGUUGCUGCUCUUCAGUCCAAGGUAGAACAGUAUGAGAGAGAAACAAAUCGCCUCAAGAAAGCCCUGGAACGAAGUGAUAAAUAUAUAGAAGAAUUAGAAUCUCAAAUCUCACUGCUAAAAAGCUCAAGUGAAGAAACUGAAACUUCAAACUCCAUUAGCCAAAGAGUACUUUCUACAGAACAAGGAAACAGCCACCCUGAGGAAAGUACCACAACUUUAAUAAGUCAGGUAGAUGGUGUCGGAAAGCAGUCUGUUGCAGCCAAUCCAACUUCUUCACACCUUACACAGUCUUCAAGUAGUAGACUCUUAGAUGUUAACUCUGCUAGUCAAGAAGGCUCAAGUGAGAGAGAGACAGAGUGUUGUAAGAACAAAGAACUCUUCCCAGAACAGUUGAAAAUCCUGUUAGAUGUUACUGAUACAAGGAUGGAUGCCUGUUUGGAAAGACAGUGGAAUAAUAAAACUGGGAAUUGUGACCUUUACAAAGAUGAGGAACUUUAUGAUCUCCCAGCUCCCUGUACCCCCUCUUUGUCUCUUAGUUGUCUUCAGCUCAAUACCCCAGAUAACAAAGAAAGUUCUCUGGUCAAAACAGAGAGUAUCAGAAAGCACUCACACCAUCUAAGAAAACUGGUGUUUGAUGAUUUUUGUGGCACCUCAAGCAGUUGUGGCAAAGAUUCCCUCCAGGAAAAUACAAAUAGUUGUGAAAAUGGAAAGAAGUCAGAGUGUUUCACUUCCCCAAAGUCAGUAUUUUGGGAUUGUUGCCCUACCAAUUUUGUCCAGAACUUAGAUUUUGGAAGUUCAGAGCAGAACACAGUGGCAAGUUCUUCUGGAGAGCUGUCGUUGAAAUCCAGUGAGAAAACAGGUUCCUGUUUAUCUAAAAGGUUAAAUUCUAUUAGAUCCUUUGAAAUGAAUCGUACUAGAACAUCCAGUGAAGCGUCAAUGGAUGCAGCUUACCUUGAUAAGAUCUCUGAGCUGGACUCCAUGAUGUCCGAAUCAGACAACAGUAAGAGUCCCUAUAACAAUUUUAAAUCCGCUGACGUGGAAACCCCAACAAAGUUAGCACAAAAUAGCGAAUUUUUGGAUGAUUCUGAUAAACUAGAAGAAAGAACUAAGCCAAAUCUUACAAAAUGUUCUCAGCUGCUUGAUCAGCCGGGAAAUAGAAAUGAAUGGAAACCCACUUCUUUUUUCAUCCUUUCACCAUCUGACCAAGAGAUGAAUGAACACUUUCCACUCCUCCCUUCUCCCAAUUCAGGAACUAGUGAAAUCAAACCCCAGAACUGUUUGUUUCAGAGGGAGUUUUCCCAGAGUUUUUUGUUUAGUAACUCACAUAAGCUGUUUGAUGAUCAGAGGUUUGGGCCAUCUUUUUUUAAGAUGUCCUCAGAGAUGCACAAUGUUCACAAUCACCUUCAGUCCCCAUGGUCUGCCUCCUUCGUGCCUGAAAAGAGGAAUAAGAGUGUGAAUCAGUCAGCAAAAAGAAAAAUCCAGAGUAGCCUUUCUAGUGCCAGCCCAUCCAAAGCAACUAAAAGUUGAUUCAGUUCUGUUGAAAAGGUACUUUGUCCAGAGAGGAAAAUGGAGGUUUCUGAACUAUUGGUCCCCCUGCCCCAACCACCCCAGAAUCCCAGCUAGUUUGUAUUGAUCCUUUUAACCAAAAAUAAGUAAAAAAUGAAUGGGCUAGUCUUUACUUCCAUACUCCUGAGAACCCCUUCUGGAAUAAUGCCAGGAAAUUGGCGGCUGUUUGGGUCUUUUUUUUUUUUUAAUCAUCAUCAUCAUUAUCAUCAUCAUCGUUAUUUUUGUGUUGUAUCAGGGUGGGUAUGUUUUGUAUUCUUAUAUUUUAUUUGUCAAAUGCAGUAGCCUGCUGCUAAGAAGCAGCUUGUAGAUGUUAAAUAAAAUUCUUAGAGCUUUCUUCAUUGUCCAUAAAACAUUUUAUUUUCAUAAUGCUUUUCUAAGUAUGUAAGUUUAUUUUACCUGCCACUUUUAUUUUAUGACAGUGAUGGCCUGAUUUUAGGCGAGACCACACACAUUGUGCAUUAGCCCUGUGGGCUUGAGUUAAAUGGAGGUUUUUUGAGUUUGGGGUUUUACUUGUUUUUUUUUCAUAUUGUCCUUUGACUAGCCAGUGUAGAUAUGACCUCAAAAUUAGAGAAGAAGAAACCAUGGUUUUUAACUUCAAAGUGUUUUUUUUUUUUUCUCCUUACGGCUGAGUCUGUUUACCUACCUCUUUGUGGAAAACCAGAAAUUCAGCCUACUCUGAGUGGGGAAAUAUGGUAACUUCAUGGCUUGGAUGUAGAGCACUCUUAAGUUCUCAGUUCCAGAUUCUAGCUCUGAUGAUGCGGCAGGGCUACUUAUUGAAAUGCUGGACUUGCUGUUUGCAUGGUGCUGUGCUUUAUCGAAACCACAGUCUUUGUGCAUGCUAGCAUUCUUGCUUGCUCUGUUUUCCAUGCUAAAGAAAGUUAAGUUUUGGUUAGUAAUAGAAUGUCUCUCUUAUGUAAGAUGCAAGUGCUUUUUUCUUUUGUGGGGAGUGGGUAAGGGGUGGGGGAGGGGAAGAGUGAAGCACAAUUUUUAAUUUAGGUUUGGAAAAGCAUUUGUUAUUCCAAACAUUCAGUCUCCCUAUACAGGCCUUUAAAAAAUGGGUUUGUAUGCUAAUGACUUGUUUACCUAAUGUGCACUGAACAUUUUACAUUAAUACUGUACUGUUUUACAUUAAUACUGCAUGCUUUUCUAUGUGAAUUGAAUAAAGGAUAUCAUAAGCACUGUAAUCCUUGAUGUUGUCUCAGCUAUUGAAAUAGCAUACGAAGAGCAGGAAAACCUCCCUUCUUAUCACUUU
This is a messenger RNA of Vombatus ursinus (common wombat), 3525 nucleotides long. It is a transcript of the gene OBI1, whose product is annotated as ring finger protein 219. The transcript is spliced from 6 exons. NCBI's taxonomy places the organism in Eukaryota, Metazoa, Chordata, Mammalia, Diprotodontia, Vombatidae. Gene Ontology annotation, molecular function: ubiquitin-protein transferase activity. The record is from RefSeq and is a predicted model, not a curated record. Bases 60 to 2234 code for a protein of 724 amino acids. Gene Ontology annotation, biological process: protein monoubiquitination; regulation of DNA replication.